AUGGACGCUUUUGAUGAUUAUUUUUUUGAUGCUGAGACAAAUGAAACGAAGGAGUUGAGUCAAAUAGAUCAAAGCAAUCAGGUUAAUGAUUCAGUGGGUGAUGCAAAAGAAAUUGUACCAAAACCAAGCCCCGUAGGAGAUGCGCAAGCUAGCACCAGCAGAAUUAAAAAAGGUAGAAAACGAAAAUUUAUACCAAUCAGACCGAUCAUACCGAGAGAUUCAAAAAGCAAAGCACUAUAUUUAAUAAAAAAAAUAACUAAAGGAACAUUUAUAACAAAAGGCGCAUUACAAUUUUUUUCACUUCGUUCAAAUUUUAAAAGGAAGGCAGGCAGGUCGGACUCUCUACUGCGGAAACGCUUACGCAAAAGUGUACCGUCUCGGUCCAUGCUGGAGCUUUGCCGCCAAUGUGGACAAUUCUGCUGCAAACAAAAAAUUAUUUGUCCU
This is a messenger RNA of Brenthis ino (lesser marbled fritillary), 444 nucleotides long. The record is from the annotation of a GenBank genome assembly. NCBI's taxonomy places the organism in Eukaryota, Metazoa, Arthropoda, Insecta, Lepidoptera, Nymphalidae.